ACGAAUAAGCUAUAUGAGCACCAUUCUCCUGAACCUAUUCUUCCGGUUUGAAUUCGUGACAGUCACAAGAAAAAUGAUGGGAAGUACAAGAGCUGACGACGAUGAUGAUGAUGUCCACCUGGAUUGCAAAGUCGCCCAUUGGGAAUCUUCCGCACACAUGGUCCCUUUCCUUUCAAAGUCUCGGGGCUACAAGCUACCUGGCAACCUACCUAGUCUUUCGACCGAAGAGUGUCACGAUAGUAGUCCGGACGCGGCCUCGGGAAUCGUACGCACGGGAUUUGGCAUGGCGCUGGACGAUAACCUGCGGACUGGCAUGAUCCAUGUUUCUUACGCAAGCAGCACGGAGACAAGACCUGCCCCCUCAGCCUCUCUCCCUCUCUUCUGGAGCGUAUGUGCUAUUCACACAUUUCAUCGAAAUCUUCCUCCAUCCUCCAUGAUUCUCUCUCAAUCUGCCUCAGCAGGCGCACACGAAGCUUCGGAUGGACACCACCUCUUUCACUUCAACAUGUCACCGCCUUUCUGGUCCCCAACCGAGGCAAACUUUUCACGUCACGUCACACCCGGCAGGUGCAUCGAGAAGCACAGGUCGCAAAAAGCCCUAGUCCAGCCCUUCAGUCGCCAAUUCCCAGUACACACGGUCAGGGCGGUGGUGCGGCGCUGCAGCAGUAUCCCACGCGCGCAUGCCAAGCGCGACCGACUCACUUUCAAUCCAGUUCGACCGGUCUGAGAACCAACCAUAGUAGGUGACAAGACGACGUGAGAUCCUGUCUCCGAUGUCUCGAGAACAAUGGCUGCCAGCAACGCAACGCCUCUCGUAGGCGGGCUCCGAUGGUGUGAUCCACGGGGAGCGAUGGAGACGCAGCCGCAGCCACAGCCGCACGCGCAAACGCCCCUAUUAUCUACGCCACGUUGCCGCCGUGUGAGCAAUAUGCCCAGGACUUUGCCUCCUUUCUGGCGGUGGGCAAGCUCUCGUCUCCAGUACAGUCACUCUUUCCCUCUCGAAGCGACUAUGAUCAUGCUUCAUGUCACACGGACGCAGAAGUGACGCCUUCCAAGGCAGAGAAGGAGGGGCCGUGUCCAUAUGUGUGGUGAUGGAGAUCUUGCAUAUCCUUACUUGACGAGAGCGAUCAGUAUGUACGUAUGACAAUGGAAAGGGGCGUGAUGGGCCAGAGGGUGUUUGCGCGAGCCGGCGCCACGCCACUCACUGGUCUGGGA
Messenger RNA from Microdochium trichocladiopsis, 1215 nucleotides. RefSeq lists its product as uncharacterized. The transcript has a single exon. NCBI's taxonomy places the organism in Eukaryota, Fungi, Ascomycota, Sordariomycetes, Xylariales, Microdochiaceae. Bases 14 to 727 code for a protein of 237 amino acids. The record is from RefSeq and is a predicted model, not a curated record.